Messenger RNA from Cydia pomonella (codling moth), 1848 nucleotides. RefSeq names its product solute carrier family 22 member 6-like. Gene Ontology annotation, biological process: transmembrane transport. The record is from RefSeq and is a predicted model, not a curated record. The coding region runs from base 1052 to 1597 and encodes 181 amino acids. The transcript is spliced from 4 exons. Lineage: Eukaryota; Metazoa; Arthropoda; Insecta; Lepidoptera; Tortricidae. Gene Ontology annotation, molecular function: transmembrane transporter activity.
UAUUGGGAGCUCCAUCAAAACAAUAUAAAAGAUAAUCACGGUUAAUAUCCCGGUCGAUUUAAGUGUAGUGAAACCAACCGUGAAUCAUUCAAAACUGUGUUUAUAUAUAACUACAGAGGCCGGGAAAUUAGAAAUUUUACGCUAAGUAGACGAUAUUAAUACGGACAGGAUGUAGGCUAAGUAGUUAUAGACGAUAUUAGUAUGGACAGGAAUUCCUUUUUACGCCGAAACCAUACACCCCAAAAUUCAUAUUUGUUACGUUGUAUGAAAAUGCUCUGACGGCCGGAUUAUAACAAAAUGAAUAUACUUUCGCGCAUAAAAAAAGGUAUUUAAUAUUAAAUUAAAUUACAUUAAAUAAUCGUUUAAUUCAGGCAUAGCCCAUAUAAGUGUUAGUAACAGACUUAAAUAAUAAUGUUAAACUAUGACUAUGACUAUUACAAUUUCCUAUAAUCUACCAUGCAACACGUAUACUUAGGGCUAGGACUAUACAAUACCGGGUGAUUAAGUCAGUAUCAUAUUAAGUAUGUAUUUUUAUUGAAAUAAAUAAUAAAAUAAAUAAAUAAUUUAUGAACAAUUGAACAAACAUCAGGUGCUUUAUGGACGUUUGUUCAAUUGUUCAGGCACGUGUCUUUCGCAAUAAUGUAAUGUUAUGAUAAAGUUUUUUCCGACUCCAUAAACGGAUUAUACAAUCGACCACCCAUUUAUUACACACAUCUUGAACUCCACUUGUAUAUCAAGAUAGUUCUUGUUAUAAAAUUAUAUUGGUGUUUGAUAAACUCAAAUUGUUCAAUGCGGAGAAAGCAACCACUAGUAUGUUUACUUUUGCUGGAAAUUCGGAUAUAUUUAUGACCUGUUUAUUAAAAUAAAAUUAAGUACAAUCAGAUGCUUAGGUACUGUAAGAGUGAAAAAUCGUAGAUUCAGAUAGUUUUGAGCGGUCUGUAAAGUGCAGAUAUUUUUGAUACGGAGUGUGAUGAUAGUUUGGUGUUUGCAUUAAAAGUAUACAAAUUUAGAAUCUGUGUUGUCAAGUUUAUUCUAGUUUCGUAAAUUAAACAUGGAAAACAUGAAAGAAACCAUUAAAAUACCCUUCGAGGAGGCAUUGGAUAGAACUGGUUUCGGUCUAUACAGUUAUAUCAACACAUUUCUGUCAGGGUUGUCCAUAAUAUCCUUGGCCUGUGUGGUCUACGGAUCAACCCUGACUGUGGGAGCCAGUGCCUGUGAACUACAAACCACGGGAGCCCAGCAGGGGCUGUUGGUUGCAGCACCCGUUAUAGGUCUUAUUCUAGGCGCACCAUUAUGGGGCUACUUGGGCGACACGCGUGGGCGACGGCGUAUGCUCUUGCUGGCUCUCCUGUCAUCAGCUCUCGUCAACGCUUUGAGCGGGCUUUCUGUGAAUUGGGUCAUGAUGACGAUUCUUCAAUUUAUCGCUUCACUAUUAGGAUCGGCAGACUACACGUUAGCGAUGACGCUGCUGAGCGAGAGCGUGCCGAUGGCGAAGCGGAACACGUCGGUGCUGUUGGUUAACUGUAUGAUGAUGAUGGCACAGGGAACCAUGGCAGGUAUGAUGUAUUUGUUUACAGAAGGUAAUAUGUUUUAUUAGCGUGUCGAUGUCGCGAAAGUACGAUGAUGCUGGCCAAGAAAAAAAAUUGGAUGAAUUGUGGGGCUGAUAGGGGUAUUAAAUUAUUAGCGUACCGAUGACGAAGCGAUGGCGAAGGGAAAAAUAUUUUUUGAGGUUUAUGAUGUAUGAAAAUUAAGUGUGUUUAUUAGUAACUACUGUUUGUAAGUACCGCUUCGGUUCAUACAGCGCUACUGUACGGAAACUGAACACUAGUAUUACUAGUAUACUAUAUA